ACCGUACCGGCGCGCGUUCCCGCGAGGCGGCGGCGGCUGCAGCAUCGGCAGCAGCCGCGGGCAGCCUCAGGCGGGGCCGGCCGGACGGACCGACGGACAGAGGACGCCGAGGGCGCGCGGCUCGCUGGUGCUGACCAUGGAGGGAGCCUCGUUCGGCGCGGGCCGCGCGGGAGCCGCCGUGGACCCCGUGAGCUUUGCGCUGCGGCCCCAGACCCUGCUGCGGGUCGCGUCCUGGGUGUUCUCCAUCGCCGUCUUCGGGCCCAUAGUCAACGAAGGCUACGUGAACGCCGACAGCGGCCCCGAGCUGCGCUGCGUCUUCAACGGGAACGCGGGCGCCUGCCGCUUCGGCGUCGCGUUGGGCCUCGGGGCCUUCCUGGCCUGCGCCGCCUUCCUGCUGCUGGACCUGCGCUUCCAGCAGAUCAGCAGCGUACGCGACCGCCGCCGCGCGGUGCUGCUGGACCUGGGCUUCUCAGGGCUCUGGUCCUUCCUGUGGUUCGUGGGCUUCUGUUUCCUUACCAACCAAUGGCAGCGCACGGCGCCCGGCCCCGGCCCGACGCAGGCGGGGGAUGCUGCGCGCGCCGCCAUCGCCUUCAGCUUCUUCUCCAUCCUCAGCUGGGUGGCGCUCACUCUGAAGGCCCUGCAGCGGUUCCGCCUGGGUACCGACAUGUCGCUUUUUGCCACCGAGCAGCUGGGCGCGGGUCCGGGUCAGGCCUAUCCCGGGUACCCGGUGGGCAGCGGUGUGGAGGGCACGGAUACUUACCAGAGCCCGCCCUUCACCGAGACGCUGGACAGCAGCCCCAAAGGCUAUCAGGUGCCUGCCUACUAGUGGCCAGUAGACCCCGGCCCUGGAUCAGAGGCUGCUUGGUCAGCACAGGCUCCCUGGCCCCCUGGGCCAAAGAGGAGGUGGCCUGCAGGCUGCCUGAGUUUCCCCACAAGUCCGCCCAGGCCCUUACUUGCCAGGCCCAGGCCUAAAGCCCUGAGAAGCGCCAGUCCAGUCCUGGGCAGUGUCUGGGGUCUCGGGAUCCUCCUAGGAGACAGCCAGACCAGGGCUCUGUCCAGUCGCCCUCCACAGCCAGGUCGGGGCUAACCCCACUAGAAGAGGGACCCAGCCCCUCCCCAGUGGUCACUUUUCCUCCCACGUUCCUGCGGGUAGUGGUUGUCCUCCCUCCUGUCAUGGUGCGCCCCCCCCCCCCC
Sorex fumeus (smoky shrew) is the source of this 1194-nucleotide messenger RNA. It is a transcript of the gene SYNGR3, whose product is annotated as synaptogyrin 3. The coding region runs from base 137 to 826 and encodes 229 amino acids. The record is from RefSeq and is a predicted model, not a curated record. Gene Ontology annotation, cellular component: synaptic vesicle membrane; neuromuscular junction. NCBI's taxonomy places the organism in Eukaryota, Metazoa, Chordata, Mammalia, Eulipotyphla, Soricidae. The transcript has 4 exons.